Molecule: messenger RNA, 555 nt
Organism: Colletotrichum orchidophilum
Lineage: Eukaryota; Fungi; Ascomycota; Sordariomycetes; Glomerellales; Glomerellaceae
Exons: 2
Coding region: 1-555 (184 amino acids)
Source: RefSeq, a predicted model, not a curated record
AUGCCUUCAGAGAAAGACCGCCUUUAUGUUGCUUUGUACGCCCGCGGAGGGGCGCCGACUAUGCCCGGCCUAGAAGACACGUACCAUUGGGCUAUUAUAGUCGGACCGAAAUCAGAAUCAAGCACCAGCCGGGGCUCUCGCUUCCAUGCCAAGGAAAAACUGAGGUUUGUUGGCAAUCCACCGGUGGCACAAUCGGUGUGGCAAUAUGAGGAAUUGGAUAUUCCCAUGGUGCCGACUUCUAUGUUACUUGUACGUAUCAUGGUCGGCAAGGUUAAAAAUAUGAAUCGGCUGCGGUCGAUCUUCCAGCGCACACCGGUCCGACCCGACAUUGAAGGUUGGAAUUGCGUCGGAUGGGUUAAGGAGGCGUUAUUGACUGCAAUGCAGGAUGGGAGGGCAUUGGGGACAUCCGCCGGCGGAUGGCAGGAAGUGAGGGACACCGCAAUGUUCUAUGUUGAGAGCAAAAAGGAGGUUCAUCGCUUCGAUGGGACUAUUUAUUACGAUCCGGCACAAGUGGCAACUUGGGAUAUGUUGGAGGGGACGGAAUUGAUGCCUUAA